AUGAAAGGUAAACUGGCAGCUUCCUGAAAAAGCGGACGAUGUCCGCUUUCGAUGAGUAAUCGUUCGUCUCCGUAAAGUAAAGAAAAAGCGGCGCAAAAACGUGUAAUUUUUGUUGAGGACUUUUUCUCUCCGAAGGAGUGCGUGUCAAGAAGUCCAGUCAAUGUUAUUCCUUUGGUUAUCAAAAUAAUGUCAUAACUGGUUCGGGGUCUUGUUUUCUGCCCGCCAAAUAUGCAUAAUCCUGACGCCAACAUACAAGAUUCCCGAAAAAUCUUUGAAGUAUGCCGCCUCUCCUUUCUUCUGAUUCACGAAGCGCUUUCUUUCGAAACUCUUCCCCUAAUUGUCGGCCUAUUAAUGUUGCAAUUCUGUUUGCUCUCCUCCUCUUAAACCGUUCAAUGAGGUCACUCAAAAACAGUGAUAAGGUCGUUUUGUUUCGUCCGUUUUCUCCCACCCACCCGGAGACAUUUUCUUUUUCCAGCUGUUCCACGUCGGCCGAUCGGCAUGGCGCGGAAACGACCAAACUCGAAGAAGAACCAGAAGAAGGGCGAUUCGGGAGCCGCCAAAAAUGCGGCGAGUCCGUCGACUUCAGAUGUGAGCCGGCCGACGAGCCGAAUGAGCAACGCGUCGGAUGUGGAGAACGCUGGCGCGCGGACGACGAAGCAGCCGGUGCAGCGCACGAAAGGCGUGUUCGGAAGCAAGUCUUCGCAGAUGAACGUUUGCGGAAUCGGAAACGCAAAGAAAGAACUUAUUUCACAACAGGUCAUUCUUUCGUUCAUCUCGGGUUAUCAGGAAUGCACACGAGUUUUUGGCGCAAAAUUAAAAGAACAAACACCGUUGAUGUCAUGUUUCACACGCAUUCCGCAUAUUUUCAGGCAAAGGAGCGAUGCGUCGACGUGCCGCCAACUUCUUCAAUUUCAUCGAGUCGCCUCGACGACACCGACGUUCACAUUCGACAAAUGAUCGACGAAUUCAGGUGCGUGCACAUUUCUCAACUUAUUUUCGCUCAUGAAUGAGUUGGUUUCAGAGACGUGACGGGUGGCGAUGAGGUGCGACUCAAAGCCAUCGCCGACAUUAAUUUUAUGAUUGGCAGCACGUGCUCGUUCCUUCAGAGGUUCUCGAUUCGCAACAAACUCUACUGUACGUACUGGUUCUUUUCGUUCUGUGGAAACUUGAUUUUCAGCGUACGGACUGUUGGCGGCACUCGCUGCGCACGCGGAUCGUUCUCCGGAGAGCAAAGCGAUCGACGCGGAAGUGGAAGCGUAUCUGCAUUCGGAGCGGAAAGACGCCAGACUGAUGGGAUUGGCGACCGACGAACGAAAUCCGAUUGAAGCGCUCGCGAAAGUGCUGAAUAAGACGAGCGACGAGGAGUGGAAGGAAGUGGUGAGUGAGAAAAGGGAAAACGUUUUCUGGAGGUAUGGGGAAUUGAACCCCAGCCCUCUCCCAUGCUAAGGGAGCGCUCUACCACUGAGCUAUACCCCCGCAAGGAUCCUUCGGAAGAGAGGCGAAUGAUAUGAAGGGGAAAAAGGGCGAGAGGAGCGAUGUGGCGCGGAGGCACAGACUGAAGAAAGGGCAACGCGCUGUUGCAGGGCGAAAUGCGACCGAAUGACGAUUUGUUCCUUGUUUUCAGGUCAAUCUGCUCGAUUCCCUGUAUCAAUCCGCCGACAUUGUGGAAUUCAUCGCCAGAUCAGCUGUGCCUGUACUCGACAAGACGGAAACGAGAGAUUCGGAAGUGCAGACGGAAGCAGUGCUUCAGAAAAGACAACAGAGAGAUGCGAGCAGACGAGGACCGUCUUUGAACCUGUCGACGACGAUCCACGACAUUCCGGAAGAGUCGGCAGUGUUCUGCGACUACUCCACGUCGGACGACGAAGGAAAGACGAGCUCGUCGGAUCCGAGCACUCCGGACGCCAUCGACGGAUACUUGAAGAAGUGGGCGACCGCUGUGGACUUGCCGUCGGAGAGCAAAUUAGACGGCAAUGAGAAAUUCUUCCGUUCCAACGGUUCCACUUCCACGUUCUCCUCGGACUUCGAGGAUGAGGCAUCGGUUCUUCACAACAACGACACUUUGCCAGUUAUCACGGAAGUGCUUGACUCGUCGGAACAAUCGGAUUGCAGCGAGUUGGAGACUGGAUUGGAACCGUCUCUCCCGUUGAACUCGCCACAAAAGACUGCACUUCCGCUCAUGGAGACGUCUUCUUCGUCCACCUCGUCCAGUGUCGAUUUGGGAUUCAGUGAGAUCAUGACGAUAAGUUUCGAAGUCGUUGAGCCAGUGGAAGUGAAACCGUCCGGAAUCGCGCCCAUCAACAGAAACGUUCCACCGCCUCCUCCACCGCCUCCGCUGCCACCUUCGAUGGUGUCUUCAAGCAUACCGCCGAUCAACGGAAGUGCUCCACCGCCUCCGCCUAUGGGGAUCCCGAAUCUUCCGCCAAUAAGCGCUACUGCACCUCCUCCUCCGCCGCCACCGCCUUCGAUGAAUGGUCCCGGACUGGCGCCAAUGUCGUCGUCAGCUCCUCCACCCCCGCCACCGCCACCGCCGCCAAUGAUGUCGAAAGGAGGAGGACCUCCGCCGCCACCACCGCUUCCGCUCGACUUGUUGAGAGGAGCAGCAGCCGGACUGAAAGCAGUUCCGGGAGGACCUCCCCCUCCGCCACCGCCGCCUCCAUCGUUUCUGUUCAACGGAAGUGUGCCGAGUCCGGGCACUUUGACGUCGCCGGUUCUGUCUCCAGGAGUCGUCAAAUCGGCUGUCGUCUAUCGGAAACAGAAGAAAACGGUGCUGGUUCGAUGGCCAAAACUGAAUCCGAUGCAAAUACAGCACGCCGGAACCGUUUUCAAUGAUUCGCUCUGCGUCGAUUUCAACGAAGAAGAGCGUUCGAAGGUGGGAAUUGACGAAGUUGAGAUGUCGCGAAAGUGAGUUUUCAGAUGGAGGAGAUAUUCGAAGAGGCGCCGAUGAAGCAGUUGAAUCGGGGUAUCGGAGGAUCGGUUGGCCGCGCGUUCGGAAAGUCAUUGAGAGCGACGCCGUCCGCUUCGGACAUCAGUACCAACUCGGCCAGAUCCCCAUCGAAUCCGCAAGUUCUCGUGUCUCCGAAAGCGCUCACUAUUGAGAUUCUCAUCAAAAAGUGAGUUGAUCAUUGAAAAGAGCCGUCUCAAUUGUUCAUUCACAUUCAGGUUGAAGCCACUCGACUUCACAGAGCUGAUUGAGAAAUUGGAGACGAACGAUACGGAAGGCAUCAAGGUUGAUCUUAUGACGACGUUGAACAACAACUUUCCCGACAAGGACGAGCUGGAUCCGUUCCUCAAAGUCGAGUACCGUACUCUGACGCACGCGAGCGACCAGUUCUGCUGGCACAUUGCUCGGAACAAACACCUCCGUCUCCGCAUCGAACUGUUCAUCACAAAGGAGAAUGUGACUGCUGAGGUACAGUUCAACCCACUUGGCUGUUUUCAAUAAAGUUGUAAUUUGUUCAGAUUGGAAAGUUCCAGUCGCAAAUCGAACUGCUCCUGUCGGGAUGUCAAAUGGCGCGCGGAGAAGUGGUGCAGAUGCUGCUGCGAAAGUGUCUGCAGUACGGAAACUACCUGAAUCAAGGAUCAAUGUUCGCCGAGGCGGCUGGAUUCCAACUGAGCUACCUGCUCACUCUUCUCCAACUCAAAGGGAAGGGGCAGCACACGACAAUUCGGCUCGUCGAUCUGGUCGUCGGAUUCUGCGAUGUCGCGACGGCACAAGUCGAAGAGAUUCAGCAGAAGAUGGUCGCCGUGCGGUCACUGAACCUGAAGGAUCUAGAAGAAGCCGUCUCACAAGUGCAACGAUUGAUCGGUAAAUUGGACGGACAGAUGCGAGCAUCGAACGUCGAAACACUCAUCGAAGCGUAUCAACCGUUCAUGAAAGAGACGGACGAGAAGCUUCAGAACGUGCAGAACGGACUGGCCGAUUUGAAAGCACGCGAGACGGAGCUGCGAGUGUAUCUCUGCGCCGGAGACAUGUCACUUCAGGCGAUUUUUGAGACGUUGGAUCAGGGAAUGAAAGUGCUCGCCGACGCCAUCAAGGUAUAAUUCGAAUGUGAUUUUGCUCCUACUUUCAUUUGACAUUUUCAGCAAGCUGCCGCCAAGUCGCGUGUACAAAGGGCCUCGUCUAUGGUCACACUUCCCACUUCGUCCGUAUCGCAGCGAUCACUGAGAGAAGGAGAGAUGCUGGCGAGAAAGUCGAUGGCUCUGAAGACGAGAGAUCUUCCCGUCGAAGAGCUCAAAAAAUUCUUCUCGCACUCGUCUUUCGGACUUCAACGUGAGAGAAAGAUGGUCGCCUCGCCGCUCACCACUUCGGUAUUCACUUUUCGAAUACUUCCCUUUUCAUAUUUUCUGUUUUAGAACACAUCGCCAACUCGAACAAUUCGACGUCGCAGUGGAGAGAAGAUGAGAGCGGCGGAGAGCCGGAAAGAGCGGACGGAAGAUUCGGGAGAACGAGCUCCGGCCACGCCUACCACCCCAGUCGUGACGCCGUCGACAGCGGCUCUCCGACGGGAAGUACUCGAUCUCUCGUCGCUCGUCGGAAGUCCCGUCUGA
Molecule: messenger RNA, 4551 nt
Organism: Caenorhabditis sp. 36 PRJEB53466
Lineage: Eukaryota; Metazoa; Nematoda; Chromadorea; Rhabditida; Rhabditidae
Source: the annotation of a GenBank genome assembly